GUCUUGGAGGCUGUCUUGGAACUCGCUUUGUAGACCAGGCUGGCCUGGAACUCAGAGAUCCACCUGCCUCUCCUGAGUGCUGGGAUUAAAGGCGUGUGCCACCAACACCCAGCUACAUGUACACUCUUAAAGUAUCUUCUGACCUUGCAUUUUGGAAGCUUUGUCAGUAUUUAUUGGAGAGUUUUGAUAUUUUAUGGCCUGUGUUGUUGGUAGCUCUCACUUUAAAAGCCUCUUUUUCCCCCCAGUUUAUUCUUACCAUGGAUUCAAGCAGCAGCAGCAGUGAUGAAGACUGUGAAGCCUAUAUGUCUGAAUUGCUGGAGAAAAGGUCUAGCUGUGUGGUGAUCAACUCAGACUCUGAUUCUGAUUCUCCCCCUGAGAAAAAGAGAGCUAAGAUCUGUGAAAUGAACAGUGAAGAUGAGUCUUCAGACACGUCUUCUGACACGUCUUCUGACCAAUCUUCUGACCAGUCUUCUGACAAAUCUUCUGACGAGUCCUCUGACGAGUCCUCUGACAAUUCUUCUAACACUGAGGGCUCCAGUGUUCAGAAGACUUCAAUAAUUGUUAUCGAUGAUGAUGACAAUCCUCAUUUGAGGGAUGCUGAGAAGAAAAGAGAUGAUUCCAGUGUUGAGUGCCAAAUGCCUAUACCCGAAAAAGAGGUGAUUGAAUGUAUUGAAUCUGAGCCCACUUCAUCUGAUGUUUGUGAAAUAUGGGAUCUUGAUGAAAGUUCCAAACAACCACAAUUGGAGCCCGAGCAGGAACCCGAACCUGAGCCAGAACCCGAGCCUGAGCCAGAAACAGAGCCAGGGUCCCAGUGGGAGCCCAAGCCAGAAAUUGAGCCAGCCAAGCCUGAGCCUGAGCCCCAGUGGGAGCCCGAACCAGAAACCAAGCCAGAGCCAGAGCCCCAGUGGGAGCCCGAGUCAGAAAUAGAGCCAGAACCUGAGCCGGGACCUCAGUGGGAGCCUGAACCAGAAACAGAGCCUGAGCCUAGGCCCCAGUGGGAGCCUGAGCCAGAGCCAGACACCAAGCCAGAACCUGAGCCGGGACCUCAGUGGGAGUCUGAGCCAGAAACAGAGCCAGAGCCAGAAACCAAGCCAGAGCCAGAGUCCCAGUGGGAGCCCGAACCAGAAACAAAGCCAGAGCCUGAGCCGGGACCUCAGUGGGAGUCUGAACCAGAAACAGAGCUAGAGCCAGAGUCCCAGUGGGAGCCAGAGCCCGAGCCAGAGCUAGAGCCCAAGCCAGAAACCGAGCCAGGGCCCCAGUGGGAGCCCGAGCCAGGGCCCCAGUGGGAGCCCGAGCCAGGGCCCCAGUGGGAGCCCGAGCCAGGGCCCCAGUGGGAGCCCGAGCCAGGGCCCCAGUGGGAGCCCGAGCCAGGGCCCCAGUGGGAGCCGGAGCCAGGGCCCCAGUGGGAGCCGGAGCCAGGGCCCCAGUGGGAGCCGGAGCCUGGGCCCCAGUGGGAGCCGGAGCCUGGGCCCCAGUGGGAGCCGGAGCCUGGGCCCCAGUGGGAGCCGGAGCCUGGGCCCCAGUGGGAGCCGGAGCCUGGGCCCCAGUGGGAGCCGGAGCCUGGGCCCCAGUGGGAGCCCGAGCCAGAAACAGAAGCAGAGCCAGAGCCCGAGCCUGGGCCCCAGUGGGAGCCCGAGCCAGAAACAGAGCUAGAGCUAGAGCCUGGGCCCCAGUGGGAGCCAGAGCCAGAAACAGAAGCAGAGCCCGAGCCUGGGCCCCAGUGGGAGCCCGAGCCAAAAACAGAAGCAGAGCCAGAGCCCGAGCCUGGGCCCCAGUGGGAGCCCGAGCCAGAAACAGAAGCAGAGCCAGAGCCCGAGCCUGGGCCCCAAUGGGAGCCCGAGCCAGAAACAGAAGCAGAGCCAGAGCCAGAGCCUGGGCCCCAGUGGGAGCCCGAGCCAGAAACAGAAGCAGAGCCAGAGCCCGAGCCUGGGCCCCAAUGGGAGCCCGAGCCAGAAACAGAAGCAGAGCCAGAGCCCGAGCCUGGGCCCCAGUGGGAGCCCGAGCCAGAAACAGAGCUAGAGCUAGAGCCUGGGCCCCAGUGGGAGCCAGAGCCAGAAACAGAAGCAGAGCCCGAGCCUGGGCCCCAGUGGGAGCCCGAGCCAGAAACAGAAGCAGAGCCAGAGCCCGAGCCUGGGCCCCAGUGGGAGCCCGAGCCAGAAACAGAAGCAGAGCCAGAGCCCGAGCCUGGGCCCCAGUGGGAGCCCGAGCCAGAAACAGAAGCAGAGCCAGAGCCCGAGCCAGAAACAGAAGCAGAGCCAGAGCCCGAGCCGGGCCCCCAGUGGGAGCCCGAGCCAGAAACAGAGCCAGAGCUAGAGCCCGAGCCAGAAACCAAGCCAGAGCCCGAGCCUGGGCCCCAGUGGGAGCCCGAGCCAGAAACAGAGCUAGAGCCAGAGCCUGGGCCCCAGUGCGAGCCUGAGCCAGAAACUGAACCAGAAACAGAGCCCGGGCUGGGGUCCCACUGGGAGCCCGAGCCAAAAGCAGAGCCGGAGCCCCAGUGGGAGUCUGAGCCAGAAACAGAGCAGGAGCCCGAGCCUAAGCAGGAGCCCGAACCCACAGGGGAGCCAGAGCUAGAACCAGAGCCUGAGCAAAAUGUUACAGCCAAAGAGGCCAAGGAGAGAAAGGCUGCAGCUCUGUUGGCACAACAAAGAAGGAAGAGAAAAAACAGAUUCAUAUGUAUGGCACCUCCUAAGUCACGUCGGAAACGACGUCGUCAGGCCAUCUCACAGGAUGUGCCCAGCCUGCCAAGUGCCUCUGCAGAGCCUAGUCUUCCUGAUGAGCCCACAGUAGCAGACCAACCUGCUGACCCUGCCAAAUGCCCGCCAUUAAAGAAACCCAGAGGCAAAAGGGCACGCCCACACAAGUAAAAAGGCUCUUUCUGCAAAUGGGGGUGGGGGCUCUCAUGCCCAUCUUAUGCUCCAAUAUGUUCAGUUCCCCUGGAGUGCUUUCCCCCUGAAUUUCCUGUCUCCUGUCAUGGGGACAUGUUAAGGGUCGUCAUCUUCAACAUGUCCCCAUGACUCUGGCCAAUUGUCAAUUCUUCUGUGCAGCCAUAAGUUAAAGUGACUCCUUCCUCACAGUUUCAGAGUUUUUCUAGAGUGUUGUAUGUAACAUCUUACUGAAUUUGUUCCCUCAGUCUGUUCUAAAGAGGACUCUUAAUGAUUUAUUCUCUUGAGGGUCUAGCCACAUGAGUGGGAUGUAACAUGUUUAAUAAAUGUUAAAUAAAUUGA
Molecule: messenger RNA, 3224 nt
Organism: Mesocricetus auratus (golden hamster)
Lineage: Eukaryota; Metazoa; Chordata; Mammalia; Rodentia; Cricetidae
Product: basic proline-rich protein
Exons: 4
Coding region: 117-2864 (915 amino acids)
Source: RefSeq, a predicted model, not a curated record